UCAUCGUCGUCGACAGUUUCGAUAAACAUUAAUUAAAUAUAGUUUAUGAUAUUAUAUUAGAGGGUACUGUGUAAAUGUGAUUUAAGUAUAUAACUGAGAAGAUUAAUGUUUCUUAAGGCGUUGAAAAUGUGAAUUGAUUUCAUUUAAGCAAAGUUACGUCAAUAUUAUGACGUGUUUAAUAGUGUUACUAGUAGUUUUAAAUGUGUUAUGUGUGAAUUCUGAAGAUUUUCCAAGCAAUGGCGGACGUCAAUGGGGAAGCGCAGCCAAUGAUACGGAUGAUUUUAAUCCAUGUUUCGUUACUCCGCCACCAACACCUGACUUCUCCGCGCCUGGUAGAAGAAUAAGUGAAAUAAAAUGUUUUGAAUACAUUUGGGAAAUAAAAAAACGCAUCGAUGAGGGCGUUAGAGCUAGUGAAUGUUUGAAAUGGAAACAAAGGCAUCCCGGUCCCAACCGUCCCCAUUUCGCUGUUGGUGGACAUAUCACGCUUCCCGGGGAAUACCCACAUAUGGGAGCCGUUGGUUGGAAAGCAGCGAUUGGCACAUGGGUUUUCAAAUGUGGCAGUACUCUUGUCAGUUCCAAGUAUCUACUGACAGCUGCGCACUGCUCAAGGGCUUCAUCUCGAGACACGUCAUUGGCUGAUCCCGUCCCCAAAAUUGUGAGACUUGGGGAUAAAAAUAUCGUUGAUGUGUAUGCUAAUAAUCGAUAUCCAUUUGACGUGGAGAUCAAAAGAAUUGUAACCCACCCAAAUUUUGUUCCUCCCAAAAAAUACUUUGACAUCGCUAUUAUAGAAAUAAAGACUGAAGUGUAUUUCUCAAAGUUGAUUCAACCAGCAUGUUUAUGGACUAGACAUGAUACUCGCCAACUUGGUUAUGAAGCUACUCUAACUGGAUGGGGAGUUAUUGAAACAGCUGGAAGAACUACGUCUCCUGAGCUGCAAGCAGCGCAUGUUGAUGUUAUAGAUUCAGAAUAUUGUAAUGAUUUACUCCACCAGUAUUGCAAUAGGCUGUGGUGCGGUUUGGAGCCGCAUCAGUUGUGUGCAGGGAAAUUAAAAGGAGGAGUGGAUGCGUGUCAGGGUGACUCUGGCGGGCCACUUCAAGUGAAAAUACCGUUGCCCGUAACAGACCAAGGUUCGAUGCAUUAUGUAAUUGGCGUCACUUCGUUUGGAAUUGGCUGCGCGAGAGCAAACUUGCCCGGCGUGUACACUAGAGUGUCCAGCUUCAUUGAUUGGAUCGAGGAUGUCGUGUGGCGAGGAUUGUGAUAUAAAUAAAUAUUUAUGUUUAA
This is a messenger RNA of Colias croceus (clouded yellow), 1281 nucleotides long. Its product is annotated as serine protease snake-like. Gene Ontology annotation, molecular function: serine-type endopeptidase activity. The record is from RefSeq and is a predicted model, not a curated record. NCBI's taxonomy places the organism in Eukaryota, Metazoa, Arthropoda, Insecta, Lepidoptera, Pieridae. Gene Ontology annotation, biological process: proteolysis. The transcript is spliced from 9 exons. The coding region runs from base 167 to 1258 and encodes 363 amino acids.